ACGGGCCCACUUCCGCAAUGACGGAUGACUGAUGCGAAGACAGUAUCGGGGAUGAUAAAGCAGACAGGCUUAUGGGAGCCACGCUUCUCUGUGCAGCGGAAGUAUAAAGUCGAGCCAGUCCUCUCACUAUCAGCCUCAUUCACUCAACGACACAGAAUAACCCCCGUCGACAACAAUCCUUCCAUCGCCCAGUCUAUCGCCUGUGUCAUUAGCAGCAAUGGGCACCGCCGCAGUCCUCGCUCCUCACGAUGUGCCCACGAGCCUCAAUUACUACACGCCCAUAGGCACCGAGGAGCCGUACCAAUACGUCCAGACACCCCCAGAGGGCAAGGCACCCCACAACCUCGGCUCCGAGCCGCAUGAGGUGACAGUACGCGACGCACGCGGACGCGAAGACGAGUUCUCGCUCGACAAGAACGGUUUCCAGUUCGUGAAGUACCCGAGCGUUGAGAAGGAGUUCGACGAUGAGGAGCGUAUCAAGGCGGUGUACUACCCCGAGGUCGAGAAGCUCCUCAAGGAGGUCGCAGGCGCGAAGCGCGUGUUCAUUUUCGACCACACCAUCAGGCGCAAGCCCGGCUCUCCCGAAGCGCUGCAAGGGACGGGUGUCAUCCCUCGUGGCCCCGUCGAGCGUGUCCACAUCGACCAGACCUACAACGCCUCCGUCGAGCGCGUCAAGUACCACCUCCCCGAGGACGCCGAACGGCUGCUCAAGUCGCGCGUGCGCAUCAUCAACGUCUGGCGGCCUAUCCACCACCCCGUCGCGCACAAGCCGCUCGCGGUCUCGGACUGGCGCUACCUGGAUGAGAAUGACCUUGUGCCGGUGCACUUCAUCUACCCGCACCGCACGGGCAGCACGUACUCAGUGAAGUACAACCCGAACCACCAGUGGUGGCACCUGUCGGACCAGACCCCGGACGAGGUUACCCUCAUCAAGUGCUACGACUCCGAGUCGGACAGGGCGAGGUUGACGCCGCACAGCGCGUUUGCGGACGCGAGCAGCCCGGCUGAGGCGCCGCACCGGGAGUCGAUUGAGGUUCGUGUGUUGGUGUUUGACACCGAGUAGACGCGAAUGGGCACCCCUUUCGGGUUGUAGGAUCUUGGUGGAUAGUGUGUUGAAUGUUUGUAAUAUUAUGCUGUUCGAGUGAUGCAAUCGAACGUUAUGAUCACUCAGCGCA
Molecule: messenger RNA, 1175 nt
Organism: Dichomitus squalens LYAD-421 SS1
Lineage: Eukaryota; Fungi; Basidiomycota; Agaricomycetes; Polyporales; Polyporaceae
Exons: 3
Coding region: 218-1063 (281 amino acids)
Molecular function (GO): oxidoreductase activity
Source: RefSeq, a predicted model, not a curated record